AUGUAAACACAGUCUUGGAAAAGCAGCAUUUGCUGGAACAGACACUGAUUUCUGUGCAUCCCUAUUACCAGUCCCUGGGAACAGCUCUCUACGGAGGAGAAAGACUGACUAUCAGGAUGCCAGACCCUGUUGAGGUGCCACUAGACCCGUUUGUCUGGCAGUUUUUACAAAGGCAUGAUAACCUGAUCCGAGGCAUAAACCAGGAAAUGGCAGUUUGCCAUUGUGAGCUCAAGUGGCCCCAGGCACACUGUGCAAACCCCAAAGUCACGUUGUGCCCAUCGUCAUCUCUCUCCGAGCAGAAGAAGACAAUGAUUAAGCUGAUCAAGACGUGGAAGCAAGAUGCUUCUACUGAGUUCUCACGUAUCAUGGCACGUUACACAGCUAUAAAAUGUAAAGUAAACCCUGCAGAUUGGGGAGAUGUGAGAAACAGGUUGUUGGAAGAUGUUUUUUUGAUGGCUUUUACCACUGAGCUAAAACAUAGGAUAGCUGCAAGUGGCAGUGCUGCAGCACCACAGCCAACUGGGCAGCUUCAAAGUGCCUUUAUUACUACACAGGGUGGAAAUCUGUUGUGCAGUAAAAUCAUUCACUUGCUUUCCAGUAACGACGUGAAGGGUCAGGUCUCCAAAGUGCUUAAGGAGUGUGAGCAAAAGAUGUACAAAUCUGUUGCCUUCCCAGCUAUUGGAACAGGUCGAGCAGGACAGAGUCCAGCAAAGGUGGCUGAUGAAAUGUUGGAUGCCAUAGUAGAGUUUGCAAGCAAAAAAUCAGUACAGCAUUUGCAGACAAUUAAAAUCGUCAUCUUCCAGACAAAUAUGCUGAAGGACUUUUAUGAAAGCAUGAAGAAAAGGGGAGAUGUGGAUUCAUCCACAGCAGAUCCAUGGUUUUCUAUGGUUAAAUACUUCCUUUGGGGCAAAAAACAAUCUACUGAGAAGGAGAAGCCCGUGAUUUUGAAGAAGAAAGUCAAUUUAGUCACCUCCUCUGACCCUCCAGCUGCAAGCAUUGGAAACGGAACCUACUUUGCUGUUAACGCAAGUUAUUCUGCUCAGGAUUGGUAUUCUGUUCCGGAUUCAAAUGGGAAAAAACACAUGUACUUGGCUCGGGUCCUCACUGGGCAGUACUGUGCUGGGGCUGCUGGACUAAUCACUCCACCACCAAAGAACCCAGCCAACCCUACUGACCUGUAUGACAGCGUGGUUGAUAAUGUGUCUAAUCCAACAAUGUUUGUCAUUUUUAAUGACAUUCAGGCAUAUCCGGAAUACCUUAUUACUUUCAAACAAUAGAACAAUCUUAAUAGUCUGGAAAAUUUUAGUGCCUUUUUACAUGUGGGAAUUGACAUGGCAAUUCUUUAUUCUUAUGUUUAGGUUUCUUUAGGUAGUUAUUGAUCUAUCCAUAUGUUUAAAUGUCUUCAACAGGAGGAUCAACAUAAGCCAGUAUUUUAGGACAUGCUAUUUCAAUGCUCCCAUUUCAAAUUCAGUUAUGUAGAGAUGUAGGCAAGAGCUGUGAGAACAGCUCCAACCUCUUCCUAUGCCCGGCAGAGGGCAAUGAUAGGAGAGGGAACUGCUCUGCCUUACCUAUGGCCAGGAGUAAGUGGCAUAGGCUAGGUCAGUGUACCUACAUGUUCCAGUAUUC
Molecule: messenger RNA, 1626 nt
Organism: Empidonax traillii (willow flycatcher)
Lineage: Eukaryota; Metazoa; Chordata; Aves; Passeriformes; Tyrannidae
Product: protein mono-ADP-ribosyltransferase PARP14-like
Exons: 6
Biological process (GO): negative regulation of gene expression
Cellular component (GO): cytoplasm; nucleus
Molecular function (GO): NAD+ poly-ADP-ribosyltransferase activity; transcription corepressor activity
Source: RefSeq, a predicted model, not a curated record